CAGAGCGGGGCCUAGCGCUGGGGGUCCGGGGGAGCUCGAGCGGCGUGAGAAGACCGAGAGGCCCCGCUGCCACCCCCGCAUGCCCCGCCUGCCAACCGGGUCUCGGCGGCGGGCGGGGAGAUGGAGACCCAGGACUCCCAGUCUCCGGGCAACCAGCCCCCGCCCCUGAACCCGGACGCCAUCCGCGAGUUCACCGAGGUCCUGGGCUCCGGCAACAUGCCCAGCGUGGCCCGCAAGCUGAUGGAGGCCUUGAAGACGGCCACCUACGCCAAACUGGACGUGGCCGUGGCCGGAGAGCCGGGGGCCGGCAAGUCCACCUUCAUCAACGCCAUGCGCCAGGUGGGGGACGAGGACCCCGGGGCCGCCCCGACCGGGGUGGUCGACACCACGCUGGACCCCACUCCGUACCCGCACCCCAGGUACCCCAACAUCACCCUGUGGGACCUGCCGGGCGUCGGCAGCCCCGAGUUCCAGGCCGAGGGCUACCUGGAGCGGGUGGCCUUCGACCGCUACGACUUCUUCAUCCUGCUGGCCUCCCAGCGCCUCACCUACAACCUGGCCCAGCUGGCUCGUGCCAUCCAGCGCCAGGGCAAGAAGUUCUACCUGGUCCGCUGCAAGGUGGACGUGGACCUGGAGGCCUCCCGCCGCCGCCGCCCCGGCUCCUUCGACGCGGAGCGGGUCCUGGGGGAGAUCCGCCGCGACUGCCAGGACCAGCUGAGCCGCCAGGGCCUGAGCGUCCCCCGGGUCUUCGCCCUGUCCAACUUCGAGCGGAGCCUCUACGACUUCCCCCUGCUGGAGGAGACCCUGGAGGAGGAGCUGCCCGGCCACAAGCGCCAGGCCUUCCUCCUGGCCCGCCCCAACAACUCCCUGGAGGUCCUGGAGAAGAAGAAGGCCGCCCUGGAGGAGCAGAUCUGGAAGCUGGCCCUGGCCGCCUGCACCGUCAACAGCGUGCCCGUGCCCGGCCUGCCGGGCCUGCCCACCGCCUGCGAGGUGGCCAUCCUGGCCGAUUCCCUGAGCGACUACUGCCGCAGCUUCGGGCUGGAGCGCGGGGCCCUGGAGGAGCUGGCUCGGGAGCUGGGCCUGCCCCAGGAGGAGGUGCAGGCGCUCAUCCGGUCCCCGCUGGCCCAGGACAUCACCAGGGGACUGGUCCUGCAGCUCCUGGCCAGCGGCUCCCAGAGCGCCCAGCUCCUCUUCCAGUACUUCCGCCGGGCCGUGCCCACCUUCGGGACCCUGGCCGCCGCCGGCAUCUCCUUCGCCGCCAUCUACCUGACCCUGCGGACCUUCCUGCAGCACGUGGCCGAGGACGCCCGGCGCAUCGUGCUCCUGGCCCAGCGCCAGCGCGGCCAGAGGGCCGGGGGGCCUCCCCGACACCCCCCACCCGAGCCCCGGGGCCCGGCCAAGGCCUCGGCCCCGCUCCCCCCCGCCGCCGCCCCGGCUCCUCCUCCGCCGGGCCCGUCAAUAAGUCCUUCCUGAGCGCCC
Messenger RNA from Tachyglossus aculeatus (Australian echidna), 1479 nucleotides. Its product is annotated as interferon-inducible GTPase 5-like. The coding region runs from base 121 to 1473 and encodes 450 amino acids. Gene Ontology annotation, cellular component: membrane. The transcript has 2 exons. Lineage: Eukaryota; Metazoa; Chordata; Mammalia; Monotremata; Tachyglossidae. Gene Ontology annotation, molecular function: GTPase activity; GTP binding. The record is from RefSeq and is a predicted model, not a curated record.